AUGGACGCCCACCACGACGAUACCGCACGCUUGCAAGCUGUUUUGCAAGCACUUUCGAGAACACCUUCCGAGACGGAAUAUAUGCCCGCACCACCACCACCACCACCACCAUCAUAUCAGAGCAUCGCUAGUGAUCCGAUUAUGCCACUACCUACCAUGCACAACCCGUACGACGCAGAAGACGAGCACGACGAAGACGACACUCCUGAAAUCACGAUUAAUGCUGCGACGCAAGUCCGCGGACACGGCAACAUCAUCUCCAUCGCGCAAAUGGAUAGUCUGCGCAUCGCCAACCUCAUCGCCACAAUACUCAGAGGGGACUCCCCAAGCCCAUCACCAUCAUCCUCGCCAGAAGCUACAACCUUACCUUUACUCGCAAGCAUGACCAAGCCUUCAAGACCAUAUCCCAGGAUCAACGUCACAGUCAACUGCGGCGCGACGGUCAUUGGGGAUAGGAAUAUCGUGGGCCCGGGGCUGGGGGAUGUCGCGAGGCAGAUGCAGGUUGCGCAUAGGAAUCAGGUCGCGCAGCAGGCGGCGAAGACGGCGGAGAUGCAGUCUAUGGCGCAGAGGCAUGGGUUGUUUGCAGCGCAGACAGUUACGCCGCCGAUGAGUCGGAGUGGGAGUGCGCAUAGUGAUGGGGCCGGGGUGAAGAGGAAGGCUGAUGAGGAGGCGGAAGAAAGCAUGAAGAGGCGAUGUUGAUGUGGGAGUGGGAUGUGUUUGAACAUAUUGGUAUUUUUCAUUCUCGUCUUGCGUGUUCCAUGGCGACGAUCUUCUUUCGUCUGAGCGUUUGGGAGACUUCGGUGCAGUGGGGUUUGGUGGGAUCACGAAUGUACGACGGUAACGAAUUAUGUUGUAUACAAUACCUUCUCGUUGA
This is a messenger RNA of Parastagonospora nodorum SN15, 874 nucleotides long. RefSeq lists its product as hypothetical. The record is from RefSeq and is a predicted model, not a curated record. Bases 1 to 699 code for a protein of 232 amino acids. Lineage: Eukaryota; Fungi; Ascomycota; Dothideomycetes; Pleosporales; Phaeosphaeriaceae. The transcript has a single exon.